Messenger RNA from Lactuca virosa, 912 nucleotides. The record is from the annotation of a GenBank genome assembly. Lineage: Eukaryota; Viridiplantae; Streptophyta; Magnoliopsida; Asterales; Asteraceae.
AUGCACACCUUGUCAGAGAUGAGAAGUAGGGCUGGACUUAUGGUGUCAACACUAACAUGUAAUUUUGUAUUAAAAGAGUUGAUCGAGUGGGAGAAAGAGCAUAUGGUAGAGUCGGUUUACAGAGAACUGAAGAGGAAAGGGUUGAUUCCGAAUGUGUAUACAUAUGAGAUUCUGAUUAAAGGGCGUUUUAGUAUGGGUCGUUUGGAAAAAGCUUGGAAUGUAUUUGCACAAAUGAGAGAGGCUGGAGUCAAACCUAAUGCUUUCAUUAUCGGUACGUAUAUCCGCGAGCUUUGCUUGAUGAGGCGAACUGAUUUAGCCUUUCAGACGGGGAAGAUACAAGAUGCAGAAGAUGUGUUACUUAAUGACAUGAAGAUUAGAGAAGUUGUCCCUGAUGAAGAUUGUUAUGGUGCAUUAAUUCUAGAGUAUUUAAAGAAAUGGGAGACUGCUAAGGCAUUUGAUCUCUGUGAUGAAAUGAAAUCAAGAGUAGGUAUUAAAGCCGAUUAUGUGCUUAUGAGGUGCAUGAUACAAUACUUGUGUGGUGUGGGAAGUCUUGAUGAAGCUCUAUCUUUUUUCAAGGAAUUUAUGCAAAAAUCAUCAAAGGUUUUCAUUGAUGGAGUCACGUUUGAUUUUGCGAUUGAUGCUGCAUGUAAACUAGGAAGAAUGGAAGAUGCGAUGGAGUUGGUAGAAGAAUGGAUGAAAGGUAGGAAAAUGAAGCUUUGGGAAAUGCAUUAUAGGACUUUGAUUGAUGGGUAUUGUCUACGAGGGGAACCUUGGAAUGCAUUAUACAUGUUUCAGGAAAUGAUGCGCAACGGGUAUAGACCAGAUUCCACCACUUAUCAUGUGCUUGCUCGUGGCUUCCAAGGAUGCGGCGUUUCCCUUCCUCUCUGCAUGUUAUUCAAGCAUACAUGUUAA